GAACGCGCCCAUUAUCUAUUUGUCAAAACGCACAUGUUUUUAUUACGGGCGAAUGUUGAGCACAAAAUAAAUAAAAACUUUUACUGAAAUUAAUACCUAAUUCCCAUGGUAUAAAAAAUUCCUUCCUAAAAUAAAAUGGGAGCUGUUAAAUUUGAUAAAAACAAAAUUGCUAAACUUCUUAAAUCAGAAAAUGAUUAUAUUCUCGAUGUGUUAACAAAUUUCAAUGUUCCUGAUGUCGGAGAAGAUGGAGAUAUGAACAAUUAUCUUCUUGAUAGCAAAGGAAAAGGUGCAAAAACUCAAGCUAAUUCCGCAAAUUCUGUAACAGAUCUUGAAGAACGAUUAACUUCUAUUAAAAACAAAUUAAAGACCAAAAAGCGAAAAGUAUCGGAAAAGAAAGCAAAAAAACAAGGCAUGAAGAAAUUAAACAAAAAUAAAGAAUUUAAAAAGGUAUUACUUACCGCCAAUAAAACAAUAAAGAAGGAACAAGGAGGUGCCUCGGGAGGCUUGUCCGAUUUAAAGGAUGUGAAGAAAAUGGUCAAACCUAUUUUCAAUGCUGAAGGCAAAAUAGUUUUUUCUAAAUUCGAUUUUGCUGCACAUCCUGGUUCUAAAUCUAAGAAGAAGUCGAGUUCUGAAAAAGUGGUCAAGAAUCCACAACAAGUACUCAGUACAAUGAAAGAUAUGAAAACUAAAUUAAUGGAACUUGAAGAUCAGGGUGAUAAGGAAAAAGCUAAAGAAAUGAAAACAGAUUUGGCUUGGAAGAAGGCAUUCGAUAAAAUUGAAGGCAAAAAGGUGAAGGAUGACGAGCGGCUGUUGAAUAAAUCAAUCAAACGGAAGCAAGAUAAAAAGAAGAAAUCAAAGGAACAAUGGAUAGAAAGGAAAAAUAAAGUUGAACAAAAAAUACAGAACAAACAGAAGAAACGGAAUGAGAAUAUUAACAAGAAACUCAAGGAAAAGAAAAACAAUAAACUUAAGAGAGCAUCUAAGAAAGGGCGAGUCAUACCGGGUUUUUAAUUUUUUAAAUAAAGACAAAAAAACAUUUAA
Episyrphus balteatus (marmalade hoverfly) is the source of this 1041-nucleotide messenger RNA. RefSeq names its product surfeit locus protein 6 homolog (gene Surf6). Gene Ontology annotation, cellular component: nucleolus. Gene Ontology annotation, biological process: ribosomal large subunit biogenesis; ribosomal small subunit biogenesis. NCBI's taxonomy places the organism in Eukaryota, Metazoa, Arthropoda, Insecta, Diptera, Syrphidae. Gene Ontology annotation, molecular function: RNA binding; DNA binding. The coding region runs from base 136 to 1011 and encodes 291 amino acids. The transcript is spliced from 2 exons. The record is from RefSeq and is a predicted model, not a curated record.